Chionomys nivalis (European snow vole) is the source of this 756-nucleotide messenger RNA. RefSeq names its product keratin-associated protein 10-9-like. The transcript has a single exon. Gene Ontology annotation, cellular component: keratin filament. Lineage: Eukaryota; Metazoa; Chordata; Mammalia; Rodentia; Cricetidae. The record is from RefSeq and is a predicted model, not a curated record. Bases 1 to 756 code for a protein of 251 amino acids.
AUGGCCGCCUCCACCAUGUCUGUCUGCUCUGACGCUUGCACCAACUCCUCCUGGCAGGUGGACGACUGCCCAGAGAGCUGCUGUGAGCCCAGCUGCUGUGCCGCCAGCUGCUGCCAGCCCAGCUGCUGUGUCCCCAGCUGCUGCCAGACCAGCUGCUGUGCCCCCAGCUGCUGCCAGACCAGCUGCUGUGUCCCCAGCUGCUGUGCCCCAGCCUCCUGCCUGACCCUCAUCUGCACCCCAGUGAGCUGUGGGUCCAGCCCCUGCUGCCAAUCUGUCUGUGCUAGCUCCUGUGCACCCUCAUGCUGCCAACAGUCUAGCUGCCAGCCCUCAUGCUGCCAAUCUUCCUGCUGUGUGCCUGUCUGUUGCACACCCAUCUGUUCUGGGUCUUCCUCCUGCUGCCAGCAGUCUAGCUGCCAGCCCUCAUGCUGCACCUCCUCACCUUGUUGUGUGACCCUUUGCUGCAAGCCUGUCUGCUGCACACCCAUCUGCUCUGGAUCCUCCUCAUGCUGCCAGCCAUCCUGCUGUGUGCCUGUCUGCUGCAAGCCUGUCUGCUGCAAGCCCUGCUCCAGCGUGUCCCUGCUCUGCCGCCCUGUGUGCAGACCUGCCUGCUGUGUGCCCAGCUCCUCCUGCUGUGCCUCCUCCUGCCAGCCCAGCUGCUGCAAGCCCUGCUCCAGCAUGUCCCUGCUCUGCCGCCCUGCCUGCUCCAGUCAGGCCUGCUGUGGCCUCUGCUCUGGCCAGAAGUCCAGCUGCUGCUGA